UCUGGCAACCUGAGCGCGUUGCACAUGCACCGAAGCGAGGUCCUCUGUACUUAAACUUGUUUUGCUACCACAUUCUCUCUUCUCUAGCUCGGCUUGCCAUUCCAAUAGGAGCCUGACACGCGUGUACACCUUCAACCAAAGACUGAGGCCUGUGCCCAAGGAUCCAUAGCAUCGGGUAUGUCGAUCACCCUUCUUACGAGCAAACAGCGUUUCAGAGACUCAUUCUCAGCGAGCGCCUAGUAUGCCAUUGUUGUUUUCUAUUACAUCUAUCAGCAUGAAAUUCUGGAGGGGCAAGCAUGUGAUAUCCUCCAGGUCAUCUAGAACUCUUUCAAUACUCUGCCGGGGCGAGAGAAUUAGUCGCGAGGAGCUUUUCAAAUAUACGAAUGGACGCUUCUUGGUCAGGGAGAAGGAAUUAUGCGACCAAAGAUAUCUGAAAUUCGACUUGGACCAGCUCUGCGCUGUAGCCGCCUCUGCCGGCAGUAGCAAAUCGCCUAUCCGCACAAUUGAGAAAAUGGAAGGCGGCUUCAGCAAGGCAUUACUCAUGAGCAAAGAAGAUGGAACGGAGGUCGUUGCUAAACUCCCCUUCUCUAUUGCUGGGCCCCCUAAGUACCUAACAGCAUCUGAAGCAGCCGUUCUGCAAUACUUGCAUGACCACACCACAGUUCCGGUCCCCAAAGUCCUGGCAUGGAACGCCGACUCUUCGAACCCGGUCGGUGCCGAAUACAUCAUAAUGGAGAAGGCUGUCGGCUGCCAACUGGUCAAGAAAUGGGGAGAGAUGGAAGAUUUGAGUCAUUUUGAAUUCAUCAAAAACCUAUGCAAGGUUGAAGCUGAUCUCGCGGCGAUUGCUUUCCCCGCGAAUGGAAGUCUCUACCUCCGUGAGUCAAUGGGGGCCGGCGACAAGUACAAACCUCUAGCGCCCGAGAUGGACCCUUCUGGCCAUUUUUGCAUCGGGCCGUCUUGCGAGCGGUCAUGGUUCGGCAAGGACGAAGCGGAAUCUGUACAGGCCCGCUUUGACCGAGGGCCAUGGCCCACUCUACCUGCUUUUGGCGUUGCGCUUGCCGAACGAGAGAUCGCACGUAUCGAACAGAAUCUCAAAGUUGUGCCCUACGGGCCACCACGAGGCUCUACUGAGGAACAACUUGCCGUCUUGAAAAUGGCUAAAGAGGUCUUUUUUAAGAUGGACGCGAAGACUCUUCCCGGACGCUUGCCGUGGCCGACCUUAUGGCAUACCGACCUACACUUGGGAAACAUCUACGUUUCUGAUGAAGAGCCUACCCAAAUCGUCUCGCUUAUUGAUUGGCAAUCUAUCGUGGUCUCGCCUUUGUUUUACCAAGUUCGCUUCCCCGAAUUUAUAAGCAUUGGCGAGGACUACGAGCUUGGGUCCGAGAUACCAACGCUCCCGGAGAACAUCGACGAAAUGGACGACGACGAUCAAGCGAUUGUCAGGUUCAAACACAAACAAACAAUGAUGGGCAAGGCUUACGAGGCUGCCAGCGGUUUCAAGAACAAGAAUGUCUUCAAAUCUAUACGUCUUCCUCCCCUUUUCCGACAACUCUUCCUCCGUUGCGGAGAAGCGUGGGAAGAGGGUAUUGUACCUCUUCGUGUUUGCCUGAUUGCAAUAGCCGACGUAUGGAAUGAAGCUGGAUUUUCCGGCGACUGUCCAUGCAAUUUCAGCGAGGAUGAGAUUGAAAAGUAUCAGCAGGAAUUUCAAGAAUACCGGGACCACCACAAGAUCUAUGAGCUUGCCCGGGAAUAUCUGGGUACCGAUGCCGACGGCUGGAUUGCCCCUGAUGAUGACUUUGAGGAGAAGCAGCAGCGGAACAAGGAACUCCUUGAUAUUUGCAUAGCUCACUGUGCAGAGUAUGGUAAAUCGGCUGAAGAGAUGCGGAAGAUUUAGCCGUACUAAUAAGGGUCUGGGCGUUUCUCCCUGUUCAUGACGCAAGCUCAAGAGCUCAUCAAGGGCAAAAAUGUGACAGUGCUAUCAAGACGUCUCGAGUUAUGACUGGAAAUGAUUUCACAUAGGAUGUUAACGAAA
Trematosphaeria pertusa is the source of this 2035-nucleotide messenger RNA. RefSeq lists its product as uncharacterized. Gene Ontology annotation, cellular component: mitochondrion. Bases 242 to 1897 code for a protein of 551 amino acids. The record is from RefSeq and is a predicted model, not a curated record. The transcript is spliced from 4 exons. NCBI's taxonomy places the organism in Eukaryota, Fungi, Ascomycota, Dothideomycetes, Pleosporales, Trematosphaeriaceae.